Aspergillus thermomutatus is the source of this 708-nucleotide messenger RNA. It is a transcript of the gene tim21, whose product is annotated as protein tim21. The transcript has 5 exons. The record is from RefSeq and is a predicted model, not a curated record. Gene Ontology annotation, biological process: protein import into mitochondrial matrix. Lineage: Eukaryota; Fungi; Ascomycota; Eurotiomycetes; Eurotiales; Aspergillaceae. Bases 1 to 708 code for a protein of 235 amino acids. Gene Ontology annotation, cellular component: TIM23 mitochondrial import inner membrane translocase complex.
AUGAGCCGUCAUCUCCUCCCAAAUACCUCGUUUCCCAAGGCCUCGGCCGCCCUACUACGCCCAGCGUUUCCCCGCAUGACGACUUUGACACGGUUCUACGCAACACAUAGCGAUCUCGGUGGAGGUUCUAGUCCGAAGGCAACCCCAAGACGGAGAAACGUGACGGUUCUAUCCGAUGAUGGGCGAUAUGAGUGGGGGGAGUUGAGUGGAAGGGAAAAGGUCGCGCGGGCGACGCAGCAGUCGAUCAACUUUCUUGUCAUAGUAGCCGGGGCGGUUUUGACGGGCGGGGUUUUCUACCUGCUCUAUACAGAGGUCUUGUCGCCGAACAGCAGGACAUGGCAGUUCGAGAAGGCUGUCGAACGCAUCAAGGACGAUACGCGGUGCACGGAUCUACUAGGCGAUCGAAGAGAGAUCAAGGCGUAUGGAGAGAGUACCGGGAGCCGAUGGGAGCGGAAUAGACCUAUUGCGACUUCAACCUUUAAGGAUCGGCAGGGUCGCGAGCACAUGAAGAUGCAUUUUCACGUUGAAGGACCACUCAACUCCGGGAUCGUGAUUGUGCAUAUGAUGAAACCCUUGGACAAGGGUGAAUGGGAGUAUCUGCUUCUCGCGUUGGAUGUCAAAGGGCAUUCGCGUGUCAUCUUAGAGCAAGCCCAAGAAAAGCCGGGAGUUGCCAAGGCGUUGAAGAUCUUUGGCAUUCAGUGGCGAUAG